AUGAUCAAGGAUAGUCUCAAAAUAUGUACAGUAUGUGCAUCAAACAACAAUAGAUCAAUGGAGUCACAUAAGCAGUUGGCAGAUGCUGGUUACGAUGUCCAUUCAUUUGGUACAGGUUCUGCAGUGAGAUUACCUGGUCCAUCAAUUGAUAAACCCAAUGUUUACAACUUCGGUACACCCUAUGAAAAAAUUUACCAGGAUCUACUAAAACAAAAUGCAAGGAAAUUGUAUGAACUGAAUGGAGUUUUGCACAUGUUGGAGAGAAAUAAGAGUGUAAAGACUGCGCCAGAAAAGUGGCAAGAAAAUGCUUAUGCAGGUAAAUUUGAUUUGGUGAUUACAUGUGAAGAAAGAUGUUUUGAUAGUGUGCUUGAGGAUCUAAUGUUUAGAAUGUAUAAUACCAAUUCACAACAGGAUUUGAAAUCAGUUGUACAUGUGAUAAAUGUUGAAAUUAAGGAUGAUAAUGAAAAUGCCAUUAUUGGUGGUAAAGGGAUCUUGAAAUUGGUUAAUAUGAUACACGAUUUUAAGAGAAAACAAGAAGAAAAGAAGGAUGACAUUGAAGAUGAGCUGGAGGUAAUAUUAGAAGAUCAAAUGAUGAGCAUUUUAACGGAGUGGCAGAGAGAUCAUGCACAUUUACAAACCUUGUAUGGUGUGUCGUAUUACUGA
Molecule: messenger RNA, 663 nt
Organism: Lodderomyces orthopsilosis Co 90-125
Lineage: Eukaryota; Fungi; Ascomycota; Pichiomycetes; Serinales; Debaryomycetaceae
Gene: SSU72
Product: RNA polymerase II subunit A C-terminal domain phosphatase
Exons: 1
Coding region: 1-663 (220 amino acids)
Biological process (GO): termination of RNA polymerase II transcription
Cellular component (GO): mRNA cleavage and polyadenylation specificity factor complex; nucleus
Molecular function (GO): RNA polymerase II CTD heptapeptide repeat phosphatase activity
Source: RefSeq, a predicted model, not a curated record